Stylonychia lemnae is the source of this 300-nucleotide messenger RNA. NCBI's taxonomy places the organism in Eukaryota, Ciliophora, Spirotrichea, Sporadotrichida, Oxytrichidae. The record is from the annotation of a GenBank genome assembly.
AUGAUUAUGCAAAACGCUGAUAAUAAUUCCACUUGCUCAACAAGGUCAUUGACAAGAAAGAUUUCAAAUAUCAAAAUUAAAAAGCAAAAUGACUAUUCAAGUAAUUUCUUUGAAGAAUUUGAUAGUAGUUCAAAUCCAAGUCCUCAACCAAUUAAAAAUCCAUUAAUUGUAGCGUAGCAAGCUUUCAAAAAGCACUUUUAGAAGGACUACGAUCCUCUAGGGGCAAUCAACAGCUUCUAAAUCAAUAAUAGACGAAAAUUAGUAGCUUAGAUGUGCCCAAUAAAAGUUGAAAAAUUUUGA